AUGGAUUUAGCUGUAUCCCACGAGGAUACUGAGAUCUUGUUGAAAGAUAAAAAUGUCCUGCAAGAAUCCGUCCUUGACAAGUACAGAACGGCGGGUCAGAUCUCGCAGACCGCUUUGAAGUAUGUCACAGGUUUGAUCAACGACAUGUACCACUUCAAGAACACUGAUCGCCAGUUGCGUAUAGAAGAAUUGUGUCUUCUUACCGAUUCCUUCAUGAUGACGCGUUUAGAACAGUACUAUAAGCACAAGGUCAACGAGAGAGGUAUCGCCAUCCCAACGACCAUUGACGUCAACCAAAUCGAAAGCUCCUGGUGCCCCGAGAUUGAUGACAUUGCCAAUUUGGAGAAGUGGAACAAAGAUCAGAUCACCCGUGAGGACGCACCUUACCACUCUGUUGUGCAGGGGCUAUUGAAGGAAGGUGAUGUCGUGAAGAUCACGCUUGGUGUGCACAUCGACGGUUACACCUCAGAGGUAUCUCAUACGAUGGUCAUAUAUCCAGUGGAUAACUCUAUUGAUGGUCAGCCCAAACCAGCUGGUCCUCUACUAGGUGGUAAAGCGGACGCUGUUGCCGCUACAUAUAUCGCGAUGGAGGCUGUCGUUUCUCUGCUAGCAUGUUCUCUUACUCCCGAGAAAUUACCCGCUUCCUUCGGUUCUGCUGUGAACGGGUACGCGAUCAGGUCCAUUGUGGACACCAUUGCUCGCUCUUACAACUGUGCUGUUGUGCCAGGUUCUAGAGUACGUAGAAUCAGGCGGUUUCUAGCGGGCCAAAACGAGGGUAUUGUCGCAGAAAGAGAGUAUAAAGGUGUCAUUUGGACUGAAUCGCACGAGGAGGCCAAAUUGUUGGCUAACACUGAGGUGAAAGAUAUUGCCGUCUCGCAGCCUUCAGUUCCUCGUGUCGUAUCUGCUGUCCCAACUGACGAUUUUGUUGUGAAAGCCGGAGAAACCUACUUGAUCGAUUUGAAGUUUGCCCCGCUAGAGAACUUGGAUAAGAAAGGUUUGGUUAUUUUGGAGACUGUGGAUGCCUACACCGGUAAAUCGCACAGGCAGAAUCAGUUGAUUGCGAGAUCUGGCGCUUACUUGAGGGAUUACGCACAGUCUCACACUUUGAAAUUGAAGACGAGCAGACAGCUCCUAACCAAGAUCGAUAACAACGGUGUGUACCCCUUCAAACUUUCGCACUUGUCCUCCGCUUUCCCCAUAUCGAAAGAGGGGAACCUGGACGAUCAAUUGGCAGCGAUCAGUGGAGACUUGAAAUCUUUCAGGUUGGGUAUGAGCGAAAUCUCGAACAAUUAUUUGUGUGUCGAGAAGCCAAUACAGGUAGCCCAAUGGGUUCCAUGGGAGCACAUUUUGAAGUCUAACAACCCUAACGGUAACCUGAGUUACGACGCAUCUGCAGCAUUGACGUUGCCCGGGCACGACCUGCCGCUACCAAAGCUGGGUAUGUCCGCAUUGAAACUGAAAGCCGUUGCGAAGUCCACGAGGGAGACCGUGGAGCUACCGGUGAUCCGUGAAUGCAGCACGGUUAUACUGUGUGCGGACGACGUUGGUGUCAACGGUAGGCCCGAGGUGUUGAGAGCUACCGGUGGAUCCAAGACAUGUGCCACCAGCUGGGUGCACUCUGUUCACGAGAUGAACAAAGAGGAUCCAAUUGUCCAAGGCAUAUUCCAGCUGGGUGUAUUGAGUCAAGACAAGAGGUUUGGUUUGAACAUCAGAGAGACACAGCCCAUGAAGCACCGCGUGGAUACCCCUGUCAACGAUGCAAUGGAGCUGUAA
Messenger RNA from Huiozyma naganishii CBS 8797, 1773 nucleotides. RefSeq names its product putative hydrolase (gene ARX1). The transcript has a single exon. The record is from RefSeq and is a predicted model, not a curated record. Lineage: Eukaryota; Fungi; Ascomycota; Saccharomycetes; Saccharomycetales; Saccharomycetaceae. Bases 1 to 1773 code for a protein of 590 amino acids.